AUGAAAAAGCAGAUAGUUAAAAAACCGUUCCGUGUGGCUGUUGAAGGAAAUGUUGGGUCUGGAAAAUCAACAUUAAUAAAGUAUUUUGAAAAGUUUAAGGAAGUUGAAACAAAUCCUGAACCAAUAGAAACAUGGCGAGAUUUAAAUGGUCAUAACUUACUUCAACUGACAUACUCAGAUCCUCACAGAUGGAAUUUUGCUUUUCAACAUAAUGUACAAUUAAGUCGUUUGAAUUUACAGUCAAAAACUACAAAUAAGGACAUACAAAUGUUUGAACGUUCUUUACAAAAUAAUAGAUAUUGUUUUGUGGAGAUGGCGCAUGACAAAGGAUUAUUAUCCAGUCCUGAAUAUGGAGUAAUGUGCCAAUGGUAUGAAUACAUCGAAACAAAUGUAGACAUUGGAUUAGAUCUUAUUGUGUAUCUAAGAAGUUUACCAGAUAUUGUGCAUACAAGAAUGCAACGUCGCAAUCGUCCAGAAGAGCGUACUAUAAAACUUGAUUACUUGAUAGAUUUACAUGAGUACUAUGAAAAAUGGCUGAUGGAGAAAUAUUUUAAUCUCCCAUGUCCAUUAUUGGUGAUAGAUGUCAACAAAGACUUAUCUGACAAUCAGCUUGUAGAUAUUUAUAAAACUUAUGAAAAAAGAAUAUUGGGAAAAAUACCAGUUUUAUAA
Macrosiphum euphorbiae (potato aphid) is the source of this 669-nucleotide messenger RNA. Lineage: Eukaryota; Metazoa; Arthropoda; Insecta; Hemiptera; Aphididae. The record is from the annotation of a GenBank genome assembly.